This is a messenger RNA of Trypanosoma rangeli, 1569 nucleotides long. RefSeq lists its product as uncharacterized. The record is from RefSeq and is a predicted model, not a curated record. The transcript has a single exon. NCBI's taxonomy places the organism in Eukaryota, Euglenozoa, Kinetoplastea, Trypanosomatida, Trypanosomatidae. The coding region runs from base 1 to 1569 and encodes 522 amino acids.
AUGGGGCAACAGGAAGUAUGGGAUGUAACUUACAUCCUGCCCAGGGGAAACAAGGCGGUUUAUCGACAGGUGCCGCUGUACAACAUGAAUGACCUUUGUGAACUCACUCGUGAAGUGGUCAUAACGUCGUUAAAGACGCAACACAAAAACAUUUUGCACCGCUCUGAAAGUGAUGAAGAGUGUGUCAGUCCUGAGUUUCUUGUUUAUCACGUGCCACCAAAAGGACAAGGGCAUCUUUGCCCCAUGUUGCUUUCCCGAGGUGGGAAUAGUUGGGAUUCCCUUCUUCAACGGCAAGCUGAUGCAUCUCAAAUAAUUCUCCAGCUUAUUUCACGCAAAAGUCAGGCGAAAGGCGAUAACACCCUACCUGCUAUGGUACGUGUUUCCACUUCAAACUCCUCACUUCUGGAAGACACUAAGGCACAGCAGCCCUCGUUAUGCCACGUUGAUAACGCGGUGAUCACGGAGGAAAAAGACAGAGAUGUGGUUCCACUUCUGUUGAGGGGAGAUGGAAGUCCGGUAGAUGCGGAGGUAACUCACGUCUCAUCGUACAGUGUGGAAUUGAAGUCCAUGAACCCCCAACUUCGAGCCGCCUUGGCGCGUCUGCGGGAGCGCGUGGGUUCUUGGCCGCAUCUAAGGAGUCGCUUAUCGCCACUUCCACAGGAUAGUUACACUCUGGAAAGCGGUGUUGCCUCAACAGUAGGUGUAUUUGCCCUCACCUACGUCUUUAGGUAUGUUGAAAAUGUUCGACGUGGGCGUGAUGCCGGAGGGCUGAACAUGAUGGAUAAAUUGCCUUCAUCUUUCAUGUCGCGCUCUGAGCUGGUGUACUUUGCGGCAGCGGCUGUGAAGAUUUGGAAAUCUCAGCUGGUGCUGAGCUUUGCAGCCAUGAAUAAGAAAUGGAUCGAGCUUCCUUCAUCAUUGCGGAAUGCACGGUGUGACUGCCUCAGGAUUCUCGUGUGUGAGCUGUGGUCGCGGCUCUCUGAUGCCAAUCAGUUAGAGCAGAACGGUUACAAAAAGCCAACAAAGGAAUCUUUAUCCUUAUUGAAAGAAAACCAAUGUGGGAUGUUCUUCACAUGCAAUGAGAAAAACACAGAAAGGGUUGAGGCAGAUGCGGCACUGCUUCUCAUUGAGGAAGUGACGUACUGCUCCUCUACAGGACCCCUCUCUGUGCCCAUGGGGAACCCCAGGAGAGGUGGACUUCUUGUAUCCUUGCGUGCACCAAAAUACAUCUGUCUCCAUGAGGAAAUCGUUAUCGUUGGGUGUAUGCACUCCAGAAACUCAAUCGGACUGUUUUGGUGGCUUGUGGAUCUUGGACCAUGCGCGGAUUCACUGGAAAUGACCAAUAGAGAGGGGAACUCUUCUGUUAUUCUACCCCUUGAUGCGCUAUACUUGCAGCGUCGUAUUGCAACAUAUCAAAUAACUCCGAGCACGUUUGUGCUUAUCAUGCAACCCGGGUUGAUUCUGUCGUCUCGGCGAUAUCAGUGUGUGGUGGAGGCAUAUAAUGCCCGAACAGGUGACGUGGCUGUCAGCGAAGUGAGCUUUGACUCGCCACCUACGGAAGCGCCACACUAA